AGCGCUGGGGCUGCAGGUGGGUGUUGGGCUCCGGGAUGGUCCGGUCCGGUUGUGGGGUUCUGUUCUACAGCGAUGCGGCUGUGUGCUGGGCUCCUCCGGGUAUUGAGAUGCGUUUAAUAGCUCUACAGCCUGCUUUCACCCUCCCCCCCCUUCCUCCCAGCGCUGCUGAUAGAAUCAACCCUCUUAUUGAAGAAAUGGUGAGGAUAAUAAUGUCAUCGUUGCGCUUUUUAAAGGAUGUUGCCCUUUUCGGAGGUGUAAUUCAUAGAUGCAAUACGUGCCGUGUAUCCUAAGGGCAAACAUUUAGUUUUGAGGCAUGAUUGGAAGAAGCCCCCACCUUUUGGGUGUAGGGAGAUGUGUAAAUGUCGCUCCUCCUUCUCCCGAUGCUCCGCUCCCUUCCGUCGCUCUGGAUUCCUCCUGCCUCACCCACCCUGACCCGGACGCCUCGAGCUCAGCUGCUGUCACCGGUCGGAGCGGUUCGUCGUGUCCGUGUUUCAUCUCCCCGUGCUCCCAUUAGAACAUAAUGGCUUUGUUUAUCCCGCCCGAGCCCUGCUGGUGACGCUUAAAACAGGCCGGGCUGGACGGCUGUGAGUCAGCCCCGACCCCGCACCACGUGCGGUCUUCCCGGUGUUCUUCACCUCCAACGGGACCGGUGACACUCGGUGACACAGCUGUGACACGGCUGGAAGAGGUGCCAUGACUCAGCUCCUUCUGAGCUCUCAGCUAGAACUAUACAUACCUCGUAUUCCAGGAUGCUGCUUGCCCUGCCCCUGCGGGCAGCCUGUAGCCUGAUGGCCUGGCUUUCCCUCUAUGCCUGGUUCUGCCAUCGCUACAAGCACCGGAGCUAUGAAUGGAGCUGCAGGCUGGUCACACUGACCCACGGCAUCCUUGCUACGUGUCUCUCUGCUUACAUUGGCUUUAUCGACGGCCCCUGGCCUCUGAGUCACCCAGGAUCCCCAAACACAACCCUGCAGGUUCACGGGCUGUGCUUGAGCCUGGGCUAUUUCCUCUUCGACCUCUGCUGGUGUGUGUACUUCCAGACGGAGGGUGCCCUGAUGCUGGCCCACCACCUGGUGAGCAUUGUGGGCAUCACCGCAUCGCUGGCGCUCGGUGAGUCGGCCGCCGAAGUCAACGCAGUCAUCUUUGGCAGCGAGAUCACCAACCCACUGCUCCAAGCUCGCUGGUUCCUCAAGGAGAUGGGCUGCUAUCACAGCCUCGCUGGGGACAUGGUGGACUUCUUCUUCGUGGUGCUAUUCACUGGGGUGCGGAUUGGGGUGGGGGCUUGGCUGAUGUACUGCGAGCUGGCCUCGCCAAAGCCCCGCUGGUACAUCAAGCUGGGUGGUGUCAUCAUGUACGCUGUCUCCUGGGUCUUCAUGGUCAGCAUCUGCCGCUUUGCCCGGAGGAAGAGCAUGAAGAAAUACCACGCGUGGAGAAGCCAGAGGGGUGAGGAGCUGAGCCUGAGAACAAACGGGCAUCUGAAAAGCCACUGAUGCUGAGUAAGGACUUCCUUGAGCUCACGGGCUGGCAAGGAGGGGAUCGUGCCUGAGAUGCCGCUGUCGGGAGAGAAGCCAGCACACGUUGGCAGUUCUGGAGCCAAACUUAUUCCUGGCAUAACUCCAUUGAAAUGUAAUGGUGGAGCUAUGCCAUGGGAUCUGCAAUGCUUGGCCUGGCAGAGGCUGGCUCAGCACGUGUGUAAGCACACCUUAAAUUAUAUGACGGAAAGAAGGGCUACUGUUACCUCCUCAACACAACUGGUCCAGCAGCGUGGGUGUGCAUAGCAGUGCUAGCAGCUCACUCCUUCAGCACUGGUGUGAUCUUGGAAGAAAUGGGAAUAUAGCACUAGAUGUUGGUGUUCCGUGUUCUGUACAGUCUAGGCAGCUAGAUGACACUUUGUCCUGCUAGGAAGAAGCAGGUUGGUGUGUUUUAUGGGAGCUGGGGUUCCUGGCUCAUCCUUCAGCCUGUUGGGUGACCUUGGGCAAGUCACUGAACUUCCUAACCCGGUGCCUCAUUUCCCCAUGUGUGAAUGGGGGGGAAGGGGUGAUGUUUCCAUCUGUUGUGCACUUUCAGACCUUUACUCCAGAGGUGCUACAGAAACACAAAAUGAUGGUUGUAUCCACUUUGCUCUUUAUCCCAGUGUUUCCUUUGGGAGAAGUGGUUGAGCUACCCUUCCUAACUCCAUUCUGUCACUUAUUUGCUAACAUAAGGAUAACUCAGCAGCUCUGCUCAGUGUGAGCGCCUUGCAGGACUUGGUGCUCUGAACCCAAAAGGUGCCACCCUUGAUGUGGAGCAUUUUGGGGACCUUCUCCCUCCUCUUCACCCUGACUGUUAAAGCUCUCCAGCCACACAUUCCUGCCUUUAGCUCUCUGGGUGAGCAGCGUUAUCCUUUAGCAGGAGCCCCAUCAGGACUUGCAGUUAGAGCGAGCAUUGAUGUUCUUCCCUAGGACUGUAGGUAUCUGUUUUGACAUCCAGGGAUGUGUGGUGAGGGAAUGUCCAGAACACAUCCCCUAAAUAUGCUGCUUAGGGUGAGAUGUUACAAAGCAAGGCUUGUCAUCUGCCUAUUGGGCUCCAGCAUGGAAUCCCAGCCCCAAGGUAGAAGUACAAAGCUGUAUGGAGCACAGGGUGGGAUCUGCCCUCAGGCCAACCUGCAGGCUGUAAAAGGGAGCUGCAGAACUAGCGUGAAAUAAUAACUCGUGUUUGAAUUACUGUGUAAUAGCAACUAAUGUUCCACCAGUGAAUGGUGUAGAAGCUUUGUAUGAUGUUUUAUAAAAUAAAGAUUAUUUAAUUACAUGA
Molecule: messenger RNA, 2787 nt
Organism: Coturnix japonica (Japanese quail)
Lineage: Eukaryota; Metazoa; Chordata; Aves; Galliformes; Phasianidae
Product: TLC domain containing 5
Cellular component (GO): membrane
Source: RefSeq, a predicted model, not a curated record